GGAACGCUCUUGACGGCCGCCAUCCUGUUUACCCUAAUCGACUCAUCUGUAAUAUACUGGGCCCACGGGUUCUCACCGUGUUCGGCGCUGACUUGCGCGUACUCCAGUACAAAUUUUAUCGUCCAAACCUCGUUCCCACACGAACACAACGUGGCCGGAGCGCUAUUCCAAACUAUGACACAAGCAAGUCUUGGGAAGCUUCUAGCUAUAUCUACAAUCGUGUUCAACACUGUAGUUGAUAAGGAAUCUGCCAAGCUCGGUGUCACUAUCAACUCUAGAGGCACUGACGCACCCAUAUUUGCACAGCUCAUGGGGUAUGAAGAUGCGCAA
Molecule: messenger RNA, 330 nt
Organism: Suillus subalutaceus
Lineage: Eukaryota; Fungi; Basidiomycota; Agaricomycetes; Boletales; Suillaceae
Exons: 2
Source: RefSeq, a predicted model, not a curated record